AAUAAGAGCGCUCUAUUGAGAUUUGUUUUUAGCUUUAGCUUGGCCACACGAGUGAAAUUGUUACCGAGGGAAACUACCUUUUUCUGUUAAAUUCUUGCCAAACGUCCUGCGCGACCCCAUCCUCACUACCAGUCUGAAGUUGACUUGCUGCUAUGCCGGUGCACCGGGACCGCGAGAAGAAGGAAAGUACUGCAGAGGAGAUGGAGGUGGAGGAGCAGGAGCAGGAUGCAUCCAGCUCAGAGGAGGAGGAUUCUGACACCUCCUCUGUCUCUGAGGAUGGAGACACCUCUGAAAUGGAUGAGGAAGAUUGUGAGCGGAGGAGGAUGGAGUGUCUUGAUGAAAUGACGAACCUAGAGAAACAGUUCACAGAUCUCAAAGACCAGCUGUAUCGUGAACGUCUCAGCCAGGUGAACAGCAAGCUGUCAGAGGUGGAGGCCGGCCGGGCAGCAGAAUAUCUGGAGCCUUUGGCAGUGCUGCUGGAAAACAUGCAGGUCCGCACCAAGGUGGCAGGUAUCUACAGAGAGCUGUGUCUGGAGUCUGUGAAGAACAAGUAUGAGUGUGAGACCCAAGCGGCAUGUCAGCACUGGGAGAGUGAGAAGUUGCUGCUCUUUGACACUGUACAGAGUGAACUGGAGGAGAAAAUCAGACGGCUGGAGGAGGACAGACACAGCAUAGAUAUUACAUCAGAGCUGUGGAACGACGAGCUUUCAGGAAGGAAGAAGAGGAGAGAUGCACGUAGUCCAGAUAAGAAGAAGAGACGACCUUCAGUGGUGUCUGGUCCAUAUAUUGUUUACAUGCUGCCUGACCUGGACAUCCUGGAGGACUGGACAGCAAUCAGAAAGGCCGUUGCCACGCUGGGUCCACACAGAGGGAAGGUCGACUCUGACAGCCCUGUGUUCCCCUUCAGGCCGGACAGAAACAGAUCCAUUCUCAACUGCUGAGGAACCCCCCCCCCACACACACACACACAGAGGAACGUGCUCAAACAUAUGAGGACCUCAAACACAUAUACAAUAUAUACAAACAUACACAUGACAAGACUGUUUGCAUUCAUAGUCUGCAACUAUGAAAAUGCACACAGCUGAUCAUUUGUCAGAUUUCAGAAUCUUCCUGUGUUGUUAUUCACACAUGUCAGGAGGGGGUGGGUCUAAGGAGGCAUAAAAUGAAAUUAAAAAGAUGCUGCUGAAAUUCAAGUCCCACCCUUUAAAGGCAAUUUACUUUAUAUCAAUGCUGUGUGGGUAAUUGGAUGCAUUCACAGAAUCAAUGAACAAGUUAAGGGAACAUACUGGUGAGCCAAAAAUAGAAUGAAACUGCUCUAUUGCAUGCACCACAAUGGCACCGGCUGCUCAUUUGUUGCAUGAUAUAAACUUCACCACUCCCUCCUGCUCACCAGCAGUGAAUUUUCCUGACUUUAUUCUCCUGUGUUCAAGCAUUAGCUUACCAAGAUUUCACCUGGAAACUUUAGUAGAGGGCUGGCAGAAAACUCUGGAUUAAGAAAAGGUGAAAAAGAUGGCCGUCUGCAUUUACACACGCAGCUCAUCCGGAAAGUUUUGUGAAAUUGUCAGGCGUUAUUUUCAUGCAAAACCAUUAAAGAAAUCUCUCUACAAGCCACUCCCCCUCCACACCUCCCUCAGCUAACAGAGACACCAGACACUGCCUCGAGUGCCAACCCUAACAGGAAAGAAGUACAGGUUAGAAUCCUUAAGAGGACAAAAAGAAAUGGGAAAUGAUGUCAACUGUUUGUUACCUGAACUUUGGUUCAGACUUGGGGUUUUCCUUUUUUUACUUCCUUUUUUUAAGAUUUCCAUUUUAACAGGCAAAUCUGAAAUACCAUGUAAGCCAUUAAGGAAAAAUGUAAAACCCAGAGUUCUAAUAGGUUUUUAAAGGGCAAUGCCAGCCAAGCCACUCAAACAAAUACCAGUUUCAUUACAUUUUAUCGUCUUAAGUUAUCACAAUGAUUUCAUGCCCCAAGUUUGUGUUUUUAAUCUGUAGGAGCUACAGAUGGACGUAACACUGUAGUAUCACUUGAAAAAUACAGCAGCCCUUUUAAAGUUGUUAUUCAUCAGGUAUUACUUUGACAUUCUCUUCUUAUGCAUCUACCUCUUCUCUCUGUCGCCCACUCUCUUUAAAGUGAAAUCACGUCAUGAAUAUGAAAAUGUGUCCUUCCCCAUCAGCACCCUGUAAAAGAGUUGACUUUGUUGUUUGAGUGUUGAGCUGUUUUUUAUAACAGUGUAUGUUGUCAGAAUUGUAUUUUUUGAAAAGCCUGGUGUGUCUUUUUUAAGCAGACAGGAAGAGAACCAUGUUUUACGGUCUUCAUGAACAUCACCCGGUUUUGAUAAAAGAUGAUGAACAAGCUUCCAUUUCAUGAGAGAUUUUAUAAACGGAGGUUUUUGAAGUUGAAGGUAGAGAGAAUGCUGAAUAUUCAAAUCAAUAGUUUCAAAUGUUGAUUUUGAACUCUGUGGUACAUUUGUGUCUUUCUUUUGGAUACUGUUGUCAUUUCUGUUUUUUACAAUUAAAAGUUUUGUUACAAGAA
Molecule: messenger RNA, 2533 nt
Organism: Labrus bergylta (ballan wrasse)
Lineage: Eukaryota; Metazoa; Chordata; Actinopteri; Labriformes; Labridae
Gene: brms1la
Product: BRMS1 like transcriptional repressor a
Biological process (GO): negative regulation of transcription by RNA polymerase II
Cellular component (GO): Sin3-type complex
Molecular function (GO): histone deacetylase binding
Source: RefSeq, a predicted model, not a curated record